GGCUUGCGCUAUGGAUGAAAGAGAGGCUUCCCUCUUGAACAGCAGUGGUCGUUCGCACCGAUCAUAUGGUUCAACUAAAAUGGCGGAUCAGCACGUCAUCGAAGAUGCAAAUCAGCAGGCCAUCGACAUCGAAGGUGCAGAUCAGCAGGCCACCGAAGGUGCAGAUCAGCAGGCCAUCGAAGGUGCAGUUCAGCAGGUCAUCGACAUCGAGGGUGCAUAUCAGCAGGCCACUGAAGGUGCAGAUCAGCAGGCCACCGAAGGUGCAGAUCAGCAGGCCAUCGACAUCGAGGGUGCAGAUCAGCAGGCCACCGAAGGUGCAGACCAGCAGGCCACCGAAGGUGCAGAUCAGCAGGCCAUCGACAUCGAAGGUGCAGAUCAGCAGGCCACCGAAGGUGCAGAUCAGCAGGCCACCGAAGGUGCAGAUCAGCAGGCCACCGAAGGUGCAGAUCAGCAGGCCACCGAAGGUGCAGAUCAGCAGGCCACCGAAGGUGCAGAUCAGCAGGCCAUCGACAUCGAAGGCGUAGGUCAGCAGGCCGUCGAAGGUGUAGGUCAGCAGGCCGAAGGUGCAAUUAGGGAAAGUGGACUUAAUACCAUAUUUAAGGUGGUGACGUCCGUCUGUAAGACCCUUUGGAUAGCAUUUUGGCCUUUUGUGGGAAUCUGGUGGUUGACGUUCUCCUGUGCCGUACAGGUGAUGUGUCUGUGGGACGAAAGUGAUGAUGCUACUGUAGACGAACUGUAUACUGUAAACCCCCAGCACACCCACGUCUGGAAAAACAUUUCACGCGCACAUGACUGGAGGUGGUUUCAUUGCCACCAGCCACACAAGGUUCAGAAAGCUCUAGCUUAUUCGCUCGUCGUCGGCCUGUACAAAUUUGCGCCAGGCAUACUGAUCGUUCGCUGGUGCUAUCAAAUUAACUUGCCUGAUUUGCUGAGGGGCAAAAUCAACCAGGACGUAGUUUACGACAAGCGGUAUCUGCUUGCCUUGUACGUCAUUCUUUGGGCCUGCUCAGUCCUGCUUAACUUCAGCAUCAAGUGUGCAUCGUGUGAGCAGCUAUUUACCUUGCGAUGGAACAUUAGGUACUUCCUUGAUAAACCACCUGACAUGUCACAUGUUGCCUGCGCUUUGCCUUCACUGCCAUUCUACGCAAUGCUCUAUUUUCCCUCGUUCUUUUGCUGUUGGUACGUAAUCGAGUUGACGAAUGCCUUAGUCUCAUUGGCGUCUGGCACAGAGGCUCU
This is a messenger RNA of Branchiostoma floridae (Florida lancelet), 1236 nucleotides long. Its product is annotated as RNA-binding protein 12B-like. Bases 66 to 524 code for a protein of 152 amino acids. Lineage: Eukaryota; Metazoa; Chordata; Leptocardii; Amphioxiformes; Branchiostomatidae. The record is from RefSeq and is a predicted model, not a curated record. The transcript is spliced from 2 exons.